Molecule: messenger RNA, 1590 nt
Organism: Diorhabda sublineata
Lineage: Eukaryota; Metazoa; Arthropoda; Insecta; Coleoptera; Chrysomelidae
Product: CST complex subunit STN1-like
Exons: 5
Coding region: 113-814 (233 amino acids)
Source: RefSeq, a predicted model, not a curated record
AAAAAGUCAGAUAUUUAAAUUAACCAAUUUUAAUACAGGUUAGGACAAGAAACAAUAAUGUAUAAACGUAUCUUUGACAAAUACAUUGCUCUUUUUUUCUGGAGAUCUAAAAAUGGAGAACAAUACAAUUCCUGAAGACUCUAAUAACUGGCUGAUCAUUAAAAAUGAACAAGGAUUUGUUAAAACAGCUACUUGUGAAGAAAAUGAAACUCAAGUAUACGAUAAAACAAGAGAUUGGGUAGUUACUGAAUGUGAUUCAAAUAGACAGAAGUUUAAUGAAAAUAUAAUGGUCUCAAAAAAUAUAGCGAAAUUCUUUAUCAGAGAUUUUUUGGAUGCUAAAGAAGUAAAUGGUUGCUUUAUUCAUAAAAAUAUUGAAUUUACGUCUGUGUACAUUUGUGGCCAAGUGGUUGAUAAAUAUGCAAGUUCGGAGUAUUACUUCAUAGAUGUGGAUGAUGGUACAAGUUCAAUUAAAUGUUUAAUAUCAAUGAGUAAUUUAGCUUACAUGAAGCAAUCAAAUAAAGGUUUAGAAACAUGUAGAAGCUGGAUGGAAGAAAAUAAACACACUGAAACUUGUUUACUAAAGGCAGCUAGAGUUUUAAUGUCUUCUUUUGAUUAUAUGCAGAGAUCUAUACCAGAUUUCCAUGAAUUACAACUAGGAGAUACUGUUCAAAUAAUUGGUACAUUAAGGGAAUAUACACAUGGUAGAAAUGUAUUUAUUAAAAGAAUCAACAGAGAGUUAUACAAUCCUCUUAUUUUUAUGUCACAUUUAGAAGAAAUGAUUUAUUUAUAUCGUGAAGUGUACAGUCAAGAAUAAUUCAGUGAAAUAUCAUAUUAAUUUUCAUAAUUUUAUUGAUUAUGUUUUUUAUUCUUACAAUCACACCAUCUGAUUGGGCGUUUUGUGUUAUCUUCCUUAGAUAUUAAAGGUAAACUUUUAAAUUUUUUUAUUUUUAGCUCUAGAUUGAAGUUUUAAUUGAUAAUUAUUAAAUUUGUGAAUUAAUGACUAAUAAAAGACUAUUAUCAAAUAUCGAUAGCUACGUUGCAAAAUCCUGUAAGUGCAAAAACUAAAAAUGUGCUGCAUAUGUUUUAUUUUAUAAAAUUCACAUUUUAUGUUUUAUUUUUAUUGCAAGCUUAAGACAAAGAUGAAAUGUUUUAAGUAAAAUUUUUGGUUUUUACUUUUGUGAAAUAAGAUUUAAACUCAAUUUCAUAACUUAUAGGUAUUUACCUAUAACUUACUUGGUUCUUACAGACUUUUGCCCUCAUAGGAAAAUGGGGAGUAGUUAUGUAAAACAAUCGAAUUCAUUGCAGGCUGUUGCUCCAUGAUUUUGAGAUCUCUAACUUACAGGUUAUUACAAAAGGUGAUAGACAAAACAUAGAACCUCAAAGGUUUCAUUUGGUGAUGUCAGAAUGUGCAACGAGCCAACAUUGACUAGUAAAGCGCAAAAACAUAUUUUCGAAUAAGAUUGUACUUACAGGCUUUUGUAAUGUGGCUGUCGAUAUGUUCCAGUAAACUAACGUGCUGGAAUACUGUGAAUUUUGUGAUAACCACUGUCCGUUAUAUAGAAAAACAAAAAAAUAAAUAUAUCCCCAUCA